Messenger RNA from Ipomoea nil (Japanese morning glory), 348 nucleotides. RefSeq names its product putative gamma-glutamylcyclotransferase At3g02910. The transcript has a single exon. NCBI's taxonomy places the organism in Eukaryota, Viridiplantae, Streptophyta, Magnoliopsida, Solanales, Convolvulaceae. The record is from RefSeq and is a predicted model, not a curated record. Bases 1 to 348 code for a protein of 115 amino acids. Gene Ontology annotation, molecular function: gamma-glutamylaminecyclotransferase activity.
AUGACCGAAAAUUUUGAAGUCAACAAUUUAACUUUAAGUGGGAGGACAAAAUCGACAUUUAGCGGCACUGUCCCCAUGGACGACCUGGAAGGGGUCGAGGCUGGCCAUUACGAGAGGCUCCUGCUGAAAGUUGUGGCCGGAGACGGCGGUGGCCCCGAUGGUACGGUGGCGGCGGAGGCGUACAUUGUGCACAGGAGCUUCGACGAGGGGCUGUGGAAGAGGUGCGGAGGAGUCGGGAUCGGAGAGUUCACAACGGAAAUGGCGAGCGAGUACCAAAGAAAGGAAGAGAGACCUCCGGGUUUCAAUUUUCUGAAAGAUCUCAAGCUUUUCAUUUCUGGUGUUGAAUAA